Molecule: messenger RNA, 2457 nt
Organism: Paramormyrops kingsleyae
Lineage: Eukaryota; Metazoa; Chordata; Actinopteri; Osteoglossiformes; Mormyridae
Source: RefSeq, a predicted model, not a curated record
AUGCCGUCAAGAGGAACCAUCAUGUCAAAAAUACACACUUUGUAUGACGAUGAGAAGGCACGGAGGAUGAACACGUUACAGCAAGCGACACACAUCGCGCUCACAGGGGACCACUGGACUUCUGUGAGCAAUGACAACUACUUAGGCAUCACAGCGCACUUCGUUGAUAAAGAAUGGAAAUUGCAUUCAUUCGCACUAACUGUGUCUAAAACUGAGGAACGACAGUACGCUGAGGCAUGUGCGGAUCAUUUUCUCAAUGUGGCAAGAGAAUGGGAAAUCGAGGACAAGUUAAGCACACUUGGCACUGACAGUGCUCGUAAUAUGGUUGCUGCCGCGAGACUACUUCCAUUUGAACACCUGCCCUGCACGGCCCACAUUUUGCAACGAACUGUGACGGUUUCCAUUCACGGCAGUGGAUUUGAAAGUGUCCUAGCAAAAUGUCGCAAGAUUGUUGGGCACUUUAAGCAUAGUCCAUCCAACGCUCACGAACUAAUGGAACAACAAGUUGCAUGUGGACAGAAACAAGAAUCUCUCGUUCAGGACGUUACAACAAGAUGGAAUUCUACCCUAGAAAUGAUCAAGCGAAUUCAGCGAAACAAAUCUCCACUGACCACUACCCUGGCUAUGCAAAAGACCAAUGUUGCCAUGUUGACUGCACAGGAGCUCUCUAAACUGCAAAAGCUGGAGGAACUACUUGAACCUUGCAGUCCUUUGCGUCCUUGUAGAAGGCAGUUUCCACGGGUUAUGCCACUAUCCAAACCAGUACCAUCCACCAAGCUGACCACAUUGAGACGUUCUACUGUUGGAUCAUGUCACUGCAAGUAUGACCUCAUGGUCUUCUUUGAGAUCUGUGAGCUGGAAGCUAAUGGAGACUACCUCCCUGCAGUGGUGGAUCAUAUACAAGGAAUGCCAUGCCAUGGGACCUUCCUGCUGCACCAGGGUACCCAGAGGAGAAUCACUGUGACCAUAGUGCACGAGACAGGAAAUGACAUUGAGUGGAAUGAGGUGAAAGAGCUGGUUGUAGGUCGCAUUCGCAAUACCCCUGAAACAGAUGAGACUAUCAUCGAACCCAACAUCCUCUCCCUGAACAUCCUAUCUGCAGGUUACAUUUGCCCCAUGCAGGACGACAGGACCUUUUUCCGCUUUGAGGCAGCAUGGGAUAGCUCCAUGCAUAACUCCUUGCUGCUGAACCGUGUUACUUCAUAUGGCGAGAAAAUCUACAUGACACUGUCUGCUUAUUUGGAGAUGGAGAAGUGCACUCAGCCAGCAGUGAUAAAUAAGGACUUCUGCAUGGUGUUUUACCCGCGGAAUGCCAAAACGGCUGCUUCCCGCUCAAUCCGCAAUCUUUUUGGCAGUGGCAAUCUGAAGGCAUCAGAGAGCGGUCGUGUUACUGGUGUAUAUGAAGUUUGCCUCUGUCGUCUAGGAGAUGCUGGAAGUCCAGGCAUGCAGAGGAGGCGCAGGAGAGUUUUAGACACCUCGGUGGCAUAUGUGCGUGGGGAGGAGAAUUUGGCUGGUUGGAGACCCCGUAGUGACAGCCUCAUCCUAGACCAUCAGUGGGAGCUGGAGAAACUCAGCCUCCUGCAGGAGGUAGAGAAAACGAGGCACUACCUGCUCCUGAGGGAGAAGCUGCAAGCCACACUGAUGCAGGGCUAUGAGUCCAACAAGAAGGAGGGGCUCUCCCAACAAUCCCCCUCAGGCAAAGCCACUCUGGAGAACCCGCUUACCCUGUACCAGCCCAGUGAGAGGCAGAGAGAGCUGGCUACCAAGUGCCUGCGGCUUCUCACUCAUACCUUCAACAGAGAGUUUAGUCACGUAUGCAUCAGUGCCAGCGAAAGCAAGUUGUCUGAGAUGUCAGUGACUUUGCUGAAGGGCACUUCCUCAACCUCUGCUCUGAGUACACUGACCCCUUCUUCCACAUGCCCCUCAUUGGUGGAUGGGCACUAUAGAAACAUAGAGCUCAGAACCCCAGUGCUAUGUCCGCAAAUUGUUAGCCCUGAUCUUGACUUCCUGCUUAAGGGACAGAUAAAGAAUUCUCCCAGUAGAGUCCUGAAGCCUGAGACAAGAAUGCAAACCUUUGUACCUGACAUUCAGGAAACGCGUGUGAGCCCAAUUGUAUCCAAAAAGGGCUACUUGCAUUUCCUUGAGCCACAUACCAACAGUUGGGUGAAGAGAUAUGUGGUGGUCUGCCGGCCAUACGUGUAUAUUUACAACACUGACAAGGACAGUGUGGAGAGGGCCAUACUCAACCUAUCGUCAGCACAGGUUGAGUACAGUGAAGACCAGCAGGCCAUGCUCAGAUCGUUUCUCUACACGUGGCUUCCUCACCACCUCUCUUCACCCAGCAACUACCACCUGCUGAGCUCACCAGGCCAGACCACCACCGCGUCCACGCUCAAUCCUCCCUCAUCCGACGUCCUCCUAAAUCUGACGCUUCCAAUUUCUCUUUGGUUACAAUAA